Trichoplax adhaerens is the source of this 939-nucleotide messenger RNA. RefSeq lists its product as uncharacterized. Gene Ontology annotation, cellular component: nucleus; catalytic step 2 spliceosome; U2-type prespliceosome. Lineage: Eukaryota; Metazoa; Placozoa; Uniplacotomia; Trichoplacea; Trichoplacidae. The record is from RefSeq and is a predicted model, not a curated record. The transcript has 11 exons. Gene Ontology annotation, molecular function: zinc ion binding; nucleic acid binding. Gene Ontology annotation, biological process: spliceosomal complex assembly. Bases 1 to 882 code for a protein of 293 amino acids.
AUGGAUUUCCAACAUCGUGUCGGUUCCAAAAUUGGUAGCGGUGGUGUAGCUUCGUCAUCAGAAAGUAAUCGUGAUCGGCGAGAACGAUUAAGAAAGCUUGCUUUGGAAACGAUCGAUCUAAACAAGGAUCCAUAUUUUAUGAAAAACCACUUGGGGACUUAUGAGUGUAAAUUAUGCUUAACUCUACACAACAAUGAGGGCAGUUAUCUGGCACAUACUCAAGGAAAAAAGCACCAACAGAAUCUAGCAAGAAGAGCAGCAAAAGAUGCUAAAGAUGCUCCCGCACAACCUGCUCUUGAAAAGGCUAGGGUAGAUGUGAAGCAAUUUGUAAAAAUUGGUCGUCCUGGUUAUAAAGUCACGAAGCAAUAUAAUCAAGAAGCUGGACAGCAAUCUCUGCUAUUCCAAAUCGACUAUCCGGAGAUUGUAGAUGGUAUCACUCCAAGGCAUCGCUUUAUGUCAGCCUACGAACAGCGCAUAGAGCCACCAGAUAAGCAAUGGCAAUACUUACUAUUUGCAGCAGAACCUUAUGAAACUAUUUCCUUCAAAAUCCCAAGUCGAGAAAUUGAUAAAUCUGAUGAUAAAUUAUGGACGCAAUGGAAUAAAGAAUCGAAACAGUUCUUUCUACAGAUCCACUUCAAAGCUGAUAUUAAACAACAGCCUAGCAGAAAUAUACCUCAAUCCGCAAUUGUUCCAAAUCAGCGAAAUAUUCCGUCACAGAAUCCUCUUAAUCCCUACAGUGCUCAUUACUUGUAUAAUAUCAACAACAGAAGUAUGUACAACAGUAUUGAUUGGCGAUCACAUGCUGCAUGGCGAUUAGCUCGAAUACAAUGUGCAAAUGCAGCACAUUGGUUAGCUAUUAAACGCUGUUUGGCACUAUCUUAAACCCAAACGAGUACAUUUGUACGGUGUUAAUUGUAAGUUAAAAGUUACUGUUCUCCC